AUGGCCACAUCAGCCCCACUGAGGAGCCUGGAAGAGGAGGUGACUUGCUCAAUCUGCCUUGACUACCUGCGGGACCCCGUGACCAUCGACUGUGGCCACGUCUUCUGCCGCAGCUGCACCACCGAUGUCCGCCCCAUCUCAGGCAGCCGCCCCGUCUGCCCGCUCUGCAAGAAGCCUUUUAAGAAGGAGAACAUCCGACCCGUGUGGCAGCUGGCCAGCCUCGUGGAGAACAUUGAGCGGCUGAAGGUGGACAAGGGCAGGCAGCCGGGAGAGGUGUCCCGGGAGCAGCAGGACACCAAGUUGUGCGAGCGGCAUCAGGAGAAGCUGCACUACUACUGCGAGGACGAUGGGAAGCUGCUGUGCGUGAUGUGCCGGGAGUCCCGGGAGCAUAGACCCCACACAGCUGUGCUGGUGGAGAAGGCUGCCCAGCCCCACAGGGAAAAAAUCCUGAACCACCUGAGUACCCUAAGGAGAGACAGAGACAAAAUUCAGGGCUUUCAGGCGAAGGGAGAAGCUGAUAUCCUGGCUGCACUGAAGAAGCUCCAGGACCAGAGGCAGUACAUCGUGGCAGAGUUUGAGCAGGGCCACCAGUUCCUGAGGGAGCGGGAGCAGCACCUGCUGGACCAGCUGGCGAAGCUGGAGCAGGAGCUCACAGAGGGGAGGGAGAAGUACAAGAGCCGGGGCGUCGGUGAGCUCGCUCGGCUGGCACUGGUUAUCUCCGAGCUGGAGGACAAGGCACAGCAGUCGGCUGCAGAGCUCAUGCAGGACACCAGAGACUUCCUAAACAGGUAUCCACGGAAGAAGUUCUGGAUUGGGAAACCCAUCGCUCGGGUGGUUAAAAAAAGGACCGGAGAAUUCUCAGAUAAACUCCUCUCUCUGCAGCGAGGCCUGAGGGAAUUCCAAGGGAAGCUGCUGAGAGACUUGGAAUAUAAGACAGUGAGUGUUACCCUGGACCCGCAGUCAGCCAGUGGGUACCUGCAGCUGUCAGAGGACUGGAAAUGUGUGACCUACACCAGCCUGUACAAGAGUGCCUACCUGCACCCCCAGCAGUUCGACUGUGAGCCGGGGGUGCUAGGCAGCAAGGGCUUCACCUGGGGCAAGGUCUACUGGGAGGUGGAGGUAGAGAGGGAGGGCUGGUCUGAGGAUGAAGAUGAGGGGGAUGAGGAGGAAGAGGGGGAGGAGGAAGAGGAGGAUGAGGAGGCAGGCUAUGGGGACGGAUAUGACGACUGGGACACAGAUGAGGACGAGGAGUCGUUGGGUGAGGAAGAGGAGGAGGAGGAGGAAGAAGAGGAGGAAGUUUUGGAAAGCUGCAUGGUGGGAGUGGCCAGAGACUCUGUGAAGAGGAAGGGAGACCUCUCCCUGCGGCCGGAGGAUGGGGUGUGGGCACUGCGCCUCUCCUCCUCGGGCAUCUGGGCCAACACCAGCCCUGAGGCUGAGCUCUUCCCGGCGCUGCGGCCCCGGAGAGUGGGCAUUGCCUUGGAUUAUGAAGGUGGCACUGUGACUUUUACCAAUGCAGAGUCACAGGAACUCAUCUACACCUUCACUGCUACCUUCACCCGGCGUUUGGUCCCCUUCCUGUGGUUAAAGUGGCCGGGAACACGCCUCUUGCUGAGACCCUGAGCCCUGAUGCCUGCCCUGGCCCCACACCCAUGAUGCUUCACUUCUCUGGAAUUCCAGGACUCUUGACUGGGGAGAGGGUGCCCAGCCACAGCACCUGGAACAGGGCAGACGAGGGACCCCAUGUUCACUGCCACCCACUUUCCCAUCUCUGUGGCCCCUAAGACCUCUCAGUGCUGUUGCCCUAACCAGGCUCUUCUCCCACCUCCUGCUGGCUUCCUGUGGGAACUUCUGGCGUUGGAGUCCAUGAGGGCGCUUUUCCCUCUUUUUUGACCACUGCCUUUGCCCCUGCUUUGUAUCUUUGUUGAAUAAGGAGCCAAGGCAACAUUUUCUUGCUCAGUAUGGCAUCCUCUGCCAGCUGGUGAAACAAGCAGUUGUUUACACCUAAGACCGUUUUGCUGCUGUUAAACCCCUGUAGGUUCACCCUGCCCAAAUCCACUCUGCUGCCUUUGUUGGCAUUUUAAACAGACCUACCCCCACCCCAACUCAGAGUUAAACAUACAUGAAAAUGCUGAAAUUAAACUGAAUGAAAAUCCACUGAGGCUUCCCAGGCCAUUUCAGUUAGCUACCUGGCGUGCCAGUGGAGACCAUCUCCUUGUGAGGCCCAGAAUGGGGUCCAUGCUUCUCUGAAACCAGGGCUGAACAUACAUAGUUUCCAUAGCAAAUGAGGUGGGACUCUUUGGAGCCAACUGUGGUCUUGGGAGAAGGAUCUAGAUACAUGUGGCUUUGGGGUAACAGCUGUGAUCGUUGAUCAAUAAAUUGUCUCUGUGGAUUGAUCCUU
Galeopterus variegatus (Sunda flying lemur) is the source of this 2398-nucleotide messenger RNA. It is a transcript of the gene TRIM26, whose product is annotated as tripartite motif containing 26. The transcript has 7 exons. The record is from RefSeq and is a predicted model, not a curated record. NCBI's taxonomy places the organism in Eukaryota, Metazoa, Chordata, Mammalia, Dermoptera, Cynocephalidae. Gene Ontology annotation, molecular function: protein binding; zinc ion binding. The coding region runs from base 1 to 1620 and encodes 539 amino acids.